AUGAAUAGUGGAGAGAAGAGUUCAAGUUCAAGUUCAAGCAAUGGAGUUAAGAUCCGAAAGAGUAGGAGAUUGCCUGAUUUCUUACAUAGUGUCAACUUGAAGUAUGUAAAACUUGGUUAUCAUUAUUUAAUAAGUCAUCUUUUGACACUUUGUUUGGUCCCUCUAAUGGCUGUUAUUAUUGUUGAAGCAUCAAGGUUGAACCUUGAUGACAUCCACCAAUUAUGGCUUCAGCUUCAGUAUAAUCUUGUCAUUGUCAUUCUGUUCUCUGCUUUCAUUGUGUUUGGUUCAACCGUUUACAUCAUGAACCAACCAAGAUCCGUUUACUUGGUGGAUUACUCUUGUUAUCUCCCUCCUUCAAAUCUCAAAGCAAGCCACCAAAAGUUCAUGGAACAUUCCAUGCUGACGGGUGAUUUUGAUGAGUCUUCUUUGGAGUUUCAACGCAAGAUUUUGGAAAGAUCAGGGCUUGGAGAAGAGACUUGUGUGCCCGAAGCAAUGCAUUAUAUUCCUCCAAGACCAUCAAUGGCUGCCGCAAGAGAAGAGGCAGAGCAGGUGAUAUUUGGUGUAUUAGAUAAACUUUUUGCUAAUACUAAUGUUAGGCCAAGAGAUAUUGGAAUUCUUGUCGUUAAUUCCGGGGUGUUUAAUCCAACUCCUUCAUUAUCCGCCAUGAUUAUUAAUAAGUAUAAGUUGAGGUGUAAUAUUAGGAGUUUUAACCUUGGGGGUAUGGGAUGUAGUGCUGGGGUUAUAGCUGUUGAUCUUGCUAACGAUAUGUUGCAAGUUCAUAGAAAUAGUUAUGCUAUUGUUGUUAGUACUGAGAACAUUACACAGAGCUGGUAUUUUGGGAACAAGAAAUCAAUGUUAAUACCAAACUGUUUGUUUAGACUUGGGGGUACAGCAGUUUUGUUAUCAAAUAAAUCUGCAGAUCGAAGGAGAAGUAAGUAUAAGCUUGUUCAUGUGGUGAGGACACACUGUGGGUCCAAUGAUACGGCAUAUAAGUGUGUUUAUCAGGAAGAGGAUGAUGCUGGAAAAACUGGGGUUUCUUUGUCUAAGGAUUUGAUGGCAAUUGCUGGUGGUGCACUCAAGACUAACAUCACUACACUGGGUCCCCUGGUUCUUCCUAUAAGUGAGCAAAUUUUGUUCUUUGUAACAUUGGUUGCCAAGAAGUUGUUCAAUGAACAAAUCAAGCCUUAUAUCCCAGAUUUCAAGCUUGCUUUUGAUCAUUUCUGCAUUCACUCUGGGGGGAGGGCUGUGAUUGAUGAGCUUGAGAAGAAUUUGCAGCUUCUACCAGUACAUGCUGAGGCCUCUCGUAUGACGCUCCACCGGUUUGGUAACACCUCAUCGAGUUCAAUUUGGUAUGAGUUGGCCUAUACAGAGGCAAAGGACAGGAUGCGCAAGGGGAACCGUGUUUGGCAGAUUGCUUUUGGAAGUGGUUUCAAAUGUAACAGUGCAGUCUGGGUGGCCCUCCAGAAUGUGAAGCCCUCUCCUAAUAAUCCUUGGGAAGAUUGCAUUCACAGAUAUCCAGUGCAGCUUAAUCUGUAG
Durio zibethinus is the source of this 1536-nucleotide messenger RNA. The record is from RefSeq and is a predicted model, not a curated record. Lineage: Eukaryota; Viridiplantae; Streptophyta; Magnoliopsida; Malvales; Malvaceae.